This is a messenger RNA of Dioscorea cayenensis subsp. rotundata (Guinea yam), 2054 nucleotides long. Its product is annotated as protein VAPYRIN-like. Gene Ontology annotation, molecular function: protein binding. The transcript has a single exon. The coding region runs from base 378 to 1982 and encodes 534 amino acids. The record is from RefSeq and is a predicted model, not a curated record. Lineage: Eukaryota; Viridiplantae; Streptophyta; Magnoliopsida; Dioscoreales; Dioscoreaceae.
GCUUCGGAAACUCCUUGAAUAAAUCAAGCAAGAAAAUGACUUCCACAAGGAAGUCCAACAGCAUUCCCUGGCAUCACAUGACCUCCACUUCAGGCCAAUCAAUCAUCUUGAAUUCCCACCUUCCUAAACUUUUACAAAAGCAAAACCAAGAUCCCAAAGAACAAGUCCUUUCUCGUUCUUAACACCACACCAACAAGUGGCAUCAUUCUCUUGUUCCAAGCCGGCCCUCUUCACUUCCCACUCUUUCCCUCCUUUAAAACACCACACCUGAAUCCCCACUUCCCAAUCUUUCCAUGGCUCCUCCACUUCCAUGAAACCCACUUCCUCAAACCAGCUAGCUACUUAAAUAGUCCCACAUCGUCUGCAACAGCGAAGAUAUGGAUAGAUUAAUAAGCUUGGAACCAUCAAACCAAGUAUGCGUUCGGAUCGAGCCUGGUCACAAGUGCACCGGCGACCUCACGCUCCGCAACGUCAUGUACACGAUGCCGGUCGCGUUCCGAAUCCAACCCGCGAACCGGUCGCGCUACUCGGUUAAACCACAGUCCGGGAUCAUCGCCCCACUCUCUGUUCUCAAGGUCGAGAUCAUUUACACUCCAUCGUCAUCACACGAGCUGCUGCCUGACUCGUAUCCGGACUCAGAUGACCCGUUCCAGUUGUGCAGCGUUGUGGUCCCUGGCGCUGGUGUGAAGGAUAUCAACUCGGCUCUUGACUCGGUUCCCAAUGAUUGGUUCACCGCGAAGAAGAAACAGGUGUUCACUGACAGUGGGAUAAAGGUCUUCUUUGUGGGUUCGGCGGUGUUGACACGUCUCGUGUCGGAUGGUGCGAUGGAAACGGUUCGAGAGGUGUUGGAGAAGUCCGAGCCGGAGUGGCGAGCAGUGGACUCGGUUGACGCGCAUGGUGAGACACUGCUUCACUUAUCGAUCGUGAGGUCGAGACCUGAUUUGGUUCAGAUGCUGCUCGAGUUUGAGCCGAACUUGGAGAAAGCUAACCGUGCUGGACGGACUCCGAUAGAGGAAGCGGCAGCGGCCGGGGAGUCGUUGAUCGUGGAGUUACUCUUAGCUCGGCGCGCAUCCACCGAGCGCUCGUUGCAUCACGCUGUGGCGGCCGGGCACACGGAGGUUAUGAGGUUGUUGUUGUUGAAAGGGGCGGAAGUGAACGCGGUGACGAGCGAUGGGCGCACGGCGCUGCAUCUUGCCGCGUGCGAGCGGAGGUGGGAUUGCGCGCGGCUGUUGCUAGCCAGCGGUGCGCGCACGGAUGUGCGCGGUGGUGAAGAAGGUAACACACCGUUGCAUGUGGCAGCUGCGUGCGGGGACGAGAAAAUGGUGCGGGUUUUGCUCGGUAAAGGUGGUGCAGGGACGAAGGAGACACGGAACAAGCUGGGUCGCACAGCGUUUGAUGUUGCUGGGGAAGGUGGGCAUGGGAAGCUGUUUGAUAUGUUGAAACUUGGAGAUGGGUUGUGCGUUGCGGCGAGGAAAGGGGAGGCGAGAGGAGUGGUGAGGUUGGUGGAGAGAGGAGCGGCAGUGAAUGGGAGAGAUGGGAAUGGGUGGACAGCGUUGAUGAGAGCUGGGUUCAAAGGUCGGGUUGAGAUAAUGAAGUUGUUGAUGGAGAUGGGUGUGGAGAUUGAGGCGAGGGAUGAGGAGGGGUACACCGCGUUGCAUUGUGCGGUUGAGGCCGGGCAAGCCGAGGCUGUGGAGUUGCUGGUGAAGCGUGGAGCUGAGGUUGAGGCGCGCACGGCCAAAGGUGCCACGGCCAUGCAUAUCGCUGGGUCACUUGGGUAUGUUGGGAUUAUGAGGAUAUUGUCACUGGGUGGAGCGUCUAAAGAGAAGAUGAUGAUGAAGAAGGUGGUGGUUGGAGGAGGAGGAGGAGGAGGGUCAUUGAAGGAUAUGAAGAGGAAGUCUAGUGGUAAGAAGAUGAUGUUGAGAGGGAGCAGUGGUCGAGGGUUGGAUCGAUCGGCGACGUUGCCCGUGACAUGUUCUCACUGAGCAAAUCUAGUACUUCUUCCAUCGGAUCAAAUUGUUAAUUCAUUGUUCCAUUAAUUUUCAUGUUCAUUAUGA